ACACACACGCCUUCCACCUCGUCAUUCACUCGAGCGUGGUGAAGUCUCCUCUUCGCUGCUGGAGCUUCUACAACACAUCGGAGGCUGACCGGAGCUCGCAUUCACUGAGCGGCUAGUCACUUCCUACCGCCGAACAUUAUCUUUCGCUCGUUCGCCUUUACCUGUCAACACACCUCAAUAUGCCUUCCCACCAGGCUGUUGCUGGCAUGCAGGCCAUCGACCCCGAGUUUGUCAAGCAGCCGUCUCCUAUGGCGAGCACCUCGGAGCCCAACCGCAACUCCAAGUACGAUCCUAAGAAGCCGCACAUUACAGACAUGCCCAUCACGCGGUCAAACUGGUACCAGCAUGUCAACUGGCUCAACGUCAUCUUCAUCAUCGGCGUGCCUCUCGCUGGCUGCGUCGCCGCCUUCUGGACCCCUCUGCAGUGGAAGACCGCUGCGUGGGCUGUCAUCUACUACUUCUGGACUGGCCUCGGUAUCACCGCCGGAUACCAUCGUCUCUGGGCACACAAGUCAUACAACGCCGGUCUUCCUCUGAGGAUCUGGCUCGCCGCCGUCGGCGCUGGUGCUGUUGAGGGUUCCAUCCGCUGGUGGAGCCGUGACCACCGCGCCCACCACCGCUACACCGACACCAACAAGGACCCCUACAGUGUCCGCAAGGGCCUUCUCUACAGCCAUCUCGGAUGGAUGGUCAUGAAGCAGAACCCCAAGCGUAUCGGCCGCACCGACAUCACCGACUUGAACGAGGACCCCGUUGUCGUAUGGCAGCACAAGAACUACAUCAAGGCCGUCGUCACCAUGGGCUUGAUCUUUCCCUCUGCCGUCGCCGGUCUCAUGUGGGGCGAUUGGAUGGGUGGCUUCAUCUACGCUGGUAUCCUCCGUAUCUUCUUCGUCCAGCAGGCCACCUUCUGCGUCAACUCGCUUGCUCACUGGCUCGGUGACCAGCCCUUCGACGACCGCAACUCUCCUCGUGACCACGUCAUUACCGCUCUUGUCACUCUCGGAGAGGGCUACCACAACUUCCACCACGAGUUCCCCUCCGACUACCGCAACGCCAUCGAGUGGCACCAGUACGACCCUACCAAGUGGUCCAUCUGGCUGUGGAGCAAGCUCGGCCUCGCCUCCAACCUCAAGCAGUUCCGCUCCAACGAAAUCGAGAAGGGUCGUGUCCAGCAGCUCCAGAAGAAGAUUGACCAGAAGCGCGCCAAGCUCGACUGGGGUGUCCCUCUCGACCAGCUGCCUGUCAUAGAAUGGGACGACUAUGUCGAGCAGGCCAAGAACGGCCGUGGUCUCAUCGCUGUCGCUGGUGUCGUUCAUGACGUUACCGACUUCAUCAACGAGCACCCCGGUGGCAAGACGCUUAUCAAGAGCGGCGUUGGCAAGGAUGCCACCGCCAUGUUCAACGGCGGUGUCUACUUCCACUCCAACGGAGCCCACAACCUCCUUUCUACCAUGAGGGUUGGUGUCAUCCGCGGUGGCUGUGAAGUGGAGAUCUGGAAGCGCGCUCAGCGUGAGAACAAGGAUGUCGGUCUGGUCCUGGACGACGCAGGCAACCCAAUCAUCAGGGCUGGUAACCAGAUUACCAAGGUUGCGCAACCCAUUCAGAGUGCUAGUGCAGCAUAGAUUGGAUCUUCAUCUUCACGAGCGAUGUAUGGCGUUUGGUUGUCUCUCUUCCUUGGCGGACAGAGUAAUAUUCAAUUUCUUAGCGAUCGUUAGAAAGCAUCAUGGUUACGAUGCUCAGUCAUGUUAGAUGGCGUAUGUUUGUAGCCUUCCUCGAGUGAUUGGCUUUGAAAAGUAGCCUCACGGCCUAGACCAAGAAUGAAAACAUUCACGAUUUCAGACAUUA
Parastagonospora nodorum SN15 is the source of this 1845-nucleotide messenger RNA. RefSeq lists its product as hypothetical. Lineage: Eukaryota; Fungi; Ascomycota; Dothideomycetes; Pleosporales; Phaeosphaeriaceae. Bases 180 to 1622 code for a protein of 480 amino acids. Gene Ontology annotation, biological process: unsaturated fatty acid biosynthetic process. Gene Ontology annotation, cellular component: endoplasmic reticulum membrane. The record is from RefSeq and is a predicted model, not a curated record. Gene Ontology annotation, molecular function: stearoyl-CoA 9-desaturase activity; heme binding; iron ion binding. The transcript has 2 exons.